GUAGGUAAGUUGUGCCUUGCGUAGGCCCUAAUCUGUCGUAGAGGCUCGCGAGAGGUAUGGCUGGCGCACUCGGCCGGAGCGGCUUAACGAAGCUCCGCAUGUAUUAUCUGCGACGAAGGGUUUUAGACCAACUCCUGCGUGACGCGUCCGAGAGGGUCCUGCACUGCCCCCGUGUGAUGCCGGACCGAUGCGCUCGACAGGUGGCGCUGUUGCCGGGGACAAACGGAAAGCCUACCGUUGUCCCUGGUGGAACGACAUCUGGGUAUGAGAAGCAUGAAAGGAAUCCGAGCAAUAUCCCCAAGGUCGAUACCUUCCAUUUCUAUGGGGAGAGAGUCUCAGAAUGGCUGGAGCGGGUGGAACAAGCGCUGGUCGGACGGUCGGAUGUUGUAAAAUUUCAGCGCAUUCUCCAGUACGUUUUCCACAGCUACCACCAAGAAAUGAAGAAAGUUAUAGAUGCAGCCCAAGGUAGCUGGGAAAGAUUCAAGGAGGGAAUGCAGAGGAAGUACCGUCUGGGAGAUGGACUGUUGACCACUGUGGACCUCGAGGCAAUGAACAAAGAGGAUUUUACGACAAUAGAGGCCUUUGUUCAAGAAUUUAAGAAGAGGGCGCGGAAGGUCCAUGGGAUUUCGGAGGAAGCACAGUGCGCCAUCUUCCUGGGGCUACUCACGACAUCGGAGGCCGUCGAGUUGACGAGACAUGGAGGAGGUAACACCAAGCUCACCUGGGCCACCAUUGACAGAGGGGUGGAAGUUGGGUGUCUGGACCAGGUAGAGCAACGUCAGGUACGCCCGCAAAGGCAGAAGAAAAAGGAAAGAGAUGCGACCGCUUCUGGGACCCCGGGGGUAACAAGGAUUGUUACAGACGUAUUGGCACAGCUGGGGUAUGCGACAAAGCCGGUGGUGCAAAGGAGGGUAGUGACGACUGUGAAAAUGAAAGGAAAGGAGUCGGUGAUAGAAGAGGCCGUUGAGGAAGAACUCUGGGAAGAGAAAGAGCCGGUGCCGCAGCACCUGACGAAGGUCCAACGCAAAGUGCAUAAUUUGGCGCAGGGCGGACAGGGAUCAGGAAAAGCGCAGGCGCCUCAGGCCCAGGCAGCAGCCCCUUUAAAUGCGGCGGCUCCAUCAUCUAGUACGGGCCCCUCGCAAGUUCACAGGGCAGUGUUGCAGGAGGUGGGAACCAGGGGCAGGGCAAUCAAGGCAACGGAGGGAGGGGUGGAGGAAGGGGGCGAGGCAGAAAUGGUGGCGGAAGAGGAAGGCAAUGGAAUGGUCAAGGCCAGGGGUACCAAGGCUAAGGGAGUCAAGGCCAGGGGUACCAAGGCCAAGGGAGUCAAGGCCAGGGGUACCAAGGCCAAGGGAGUUAAGGCCAGGGGUACCAAGGCCAAGGGAAUCAAGGCCAGGGGUAUCAAGGCCAAGGGGAUCAGGGAAGUCAGGGGAAAGAGAAAGGAGGUUGUGGAAGUGGAGGAUGACGAUGAUGAAGAGGAAGAGGACGAGAGGCUGCGCAGAGAAGAGGAUCAGAGAACGGAGCAGCGAGCGAGGAAAAAGGGAACGAGGGGAGAUGCCGAGCCAGUCAUACGUGACGGACCACCCAAAAAGAAGAAAUACGUGGUUCGGUUGGAAGAGGGAUUUGACGUAGAGAGAGUAAUUGACAGGCUGCUGGAAGGGCAUAAUGACCUUAUGACCCUGAAGGAAAUCCUAGCGUCAGCCCCGCGACUCUGCGAUGAACUGAAGGGGAGAUUGUCGCGGCGCCUGGUGCCCAAUGUCCAUCUGGGUACGAUCCUGCUCAAGGAGGCUGAGUGGGCAGAGUCGGGUACGAAAAUGGACUGGAAGUGUGUAGCCUGCGGCACGGUGGAUUUGGUGGUGAAGGGUUCCAAGUGCGCGGCAAUGGUGGACACGGGGGCGGAGAUGAACAUUAUUCGGGAAGCGGACGCAAUCAGAUUCGGGCUGGAUAUAGACCGUUCUGACUUCAGUAUUCUGCAUGGAGCUAGCUGCAAGGCCGUAUUUUGUGGGACAGCCUCGAAUGUACUCAUCGAGGUUGGAAAGGUGAAGACCCGGGCUUGCUUUUUCAUCAUGCCAGACGUGGAUCACGGAAUCCUCCUGGGGAGAUCAUUCCUAAGCAGGACGGAGACCGUGAUAUUUAAUAAGCAUAACGGGACGUUAAUCCUCCUCUUAUGCGAUUCUGCCUGCGGGAAUUACGAAAUAAUUACCUGCAGGAACACAGGGCCAAAUCCAGGAUCGUUCACAAUCGAAGAGUCAGAAGGUGAGCGCUGGAGGCUCUGGGCAAAACCCGAAACAGGAGAGGGGGUGGAAGCAUUUUCCCUCAGCUUGUGGGACGUCGGGAAGGCCAUGGACUUGGUGGCCGCGCAUGAGAUGGCAGAUCCGGAUGCCAUCCAGGCCUUGAGGGAGCAAGUUUUGGAAUGCCUUGAGGCAAGAAGGUUGGAAUUGGUAUAUCGGCUCCCAGGCAGCGGAGGGAACCCCGCAUCAGCACAAACACAAUCUGUGAGUCGGCCUUUUCUAGGGGACGGCUUAAGCAGGGUUCCCAAAGGCGGUACAAGACGGUAGACAAGAAGUGUCGCCCGUUCCCGUCCUCGCUACAGAGGACGAAGAAGCAUAUUACGAGAGGGAACGAGGGUUGAUACGGCGAAAGAGGGAGAGUGCUCUAGCAAGGCCAUGUCGUAUUAAUGAAGGGAACGAGGGGGAGUUGAUUAUAGGGGAACCCGACUUCCUACUGUCUCAAGAGCGAACAUUGAUAGUAUCAGUAUUCGCCUUUGGCCAUGAGUGCAGAUCAACCAUCCCUUGUCAAUGAAUCAGUCUUGGCGAG
Molecule: messenger RNA, 2814 nt
Organism: Chara braunii
Lineage: Eukaryota; Viridiplantae; Streptophyta; Charophyceae; Charales; Characeae
Source: the annotation of a GenBank genome assembly